AUGACAGUUUUAGAUUUAAACACAGGCAAACCUUACAGUCUCCCAUUCAAGCUCUCUCGUCAGAGCAGCAAGAUUUCAAAAAGUCAAAAGGAUACAGGUAUAAGGAUGCAAUGGAUCACGGAUGCAGACAAGUUGUUAACAACGGAAAUUGAGUCGGCUGACAUUAUUGUAAACAAUGUCCUUGAUCGUGGUGAAUACUACGAACGUCCUACUGAUGCUAUUGGAGUUAUCGUCCAUUCAAAUGACGAGCCUGUUGCCGUUGCCGCUUGGUAUGGUGAUGAUCAUGUUGGUGAAUGGGAUGUGUAUGGUGACCAGCCUGAACAUGCUCAGCAGACAUAUUACUUAGGAGGAGCACGUACCAUCUUUGUUGGGUUAUUUUAG
Lodderomyces orthopsilosis Co 90-125 is the source of this 381-nucleotide messenger RNA. RefSeq lists its product as uncharacterized. The transcript has a single exon. Bases 1 to 381 code for a protein of 126 amino acids. The record is from RefSeq and is a predicted model, not a curated record. NCBI's taxonomy places the organism in Eukaryota, Fungi, Ascomycota, Pichiomycetes, Serinales, Debaryomycetaceae.